GAUACUGCACAUGCGCUUGCCGUGACGUUUUUGAAGUUACGGACGUGUUGUGAGGUGGUAGCAGCUUCCUGAAGCCUUCCUUGGCCCGAGUUCUGGGAACCCAGGUUUUGAGCCCAUUAGAAGGUGUCGUGCUGAGUUCUUUUUCUUAAACUUCAGAAUCUUGCCUUCCGCAUUUGGGGCAAACUCAGUUCUCGUUCUCGAGCCAAUUACCCCUGAGUUCUCGCGAGACCCGCAGGCUGAGCCGAUAGCCCAACAGCCGGUAUUUUCUAAGAUCUCUACGCGGGCCUUGGAGCCUUAGUGAAGGGAAGCAGCGCCCGGGAGCGAGCCUAACGCUGGCGGACCCCGCCUUGGAGCCUGGCAACGAUGGAUGAGGACCUAGUUUUGGCACUGCGGCUUCAAGAGGAGUGGAACUUGCCGGUUCCGAAGCUCAGUCCGGCCCAGGAGCCCCUAUCACUGGUGGACGAGUCCUGGGAGUUGGUGGAUCCCACGCCGGAUCUGCAGGCCCUGUUUGUGCAGUUCAACGAUCGGUUCUUCUGGGGCCAGCUGGAGGCCGUGGAGGUGAAGUGGAGCAGGCGAAUGACCCUGUGUGCUGGGGUAUGCACCUAUGAAGGGAGAGGUGGGAUGUGUUCCGUACGUCUCAGCGAACCCCUUUUGAAGUUGAGGCCAAGAAAGGAUCUUGUGGAGACCCUCCUGCAUGAAAUGAUACACGCCUACUUGUUUGUCACCAACAACGACAAAGACCGGGAAGGGCACGGCCCCGAGUUUUGUAAGCACAUGCAUCGCAUCAACCGCCUGACGGGGGCCAACAUCACGGUGUACCACACCUUCCACGACGAGGUGGACGAGUACCGGCGGCACUGGUGGCGCUGUGACGGGCCCUGCCAGUUCAGGAAGCCCUACUACGGCUACGUCAAGCGGGCGACCAACAGGGCGCCCUCUGCGCACGACUACUGGUGGGCCGAGCACCAGAGCACCUGCGGAGGCACGUACGUGAAGAUCAGGGAGCCAGAGAACUACUCCAGAAGAGGCAAGGGGAAGACCAGGCCAGCAGCAGCGGAGAAUAAAGGUAAACCCAACAGAGUCGUCCCAUUCAGCGGGAAAGGACAUGUUCUGGGAGAAACAAACGGCACCCCUUCGUCUGGGAACUGCGCCGCUCCACGUGCACUCACGGACACCCGAGAUCAUCUGAGUCAGGACCACUCAACAGACGCCGGAAGGCCAAACCCUAAAGCCGAGCUGAAAUUGGAACAGAGUGGCUCCAGGAAAACCACCUCUCUGGUCUCUCCUGUUCUCAGCAGCAGUCCCCAGAAUGUUUUAAGCAACUACUUUCCUAGAGUGUCAGCUGCCAGUCCGAAGGCCUUCAGGAGUAUGACUGGGUCCCCAAGGAAAAGUGUAGUCGUUGGUGACGUCAGUAAAAACUCCAUCUCUUCUGGUUCUCAGAGGAAGGCGUCCGCCUCGAAGACGGCUCUGAGAAAUGCUCUAAAAGCAGUGGAAUCGACGUGUGCCUCGCCGGGCGCGAGUGGGCCUACAAACGAAUUCCUGAGUAAACGACCCAGGCUGGAGGACAAGACUGUUUUUGACAGAUUCUUCAUCAAGAAAGAGAAAACACAGAGCGGGGGGAGCGCUCCGGAGUGCAGCUCGCACCCUGCGGCCGCGGCGCAGAAUUCCAGCAGUUGGUCCGGUCCCAGCAGGACGGUCAGCUGUCCUGUCUGUCAGAGCGAAGUGGUGGAGUCUCAGAUCAACGAGCACCUGGACCUCUGCCUUGAAGACGACAGCAGCAAAGUCAAAAGCAGCAACAGUCUCUGAAAACAAGUGGGUCUCACGUACCUCCUCUGAUACCUCACCGGUGCAGUGCCAGCCCCUCAGGAAGUUCUGGGUAACACUAAGAUUUGUAGUUUGUGCUCUAGUUCACGCAACCAGCACAAAAUGUUCUAUUUCAUAGGUACAUUUGACAUUGUAAUAUAAAGUAUCUCUCUAAAGUCCCUGUAUUUAUAGUCACUCUUGCCUUAUAUAUACUGUAGCCCAGAGUUCUCUAUAUGUUUACAGGCACAAUUUCAGAUACUUUUGUUCUUGCCUGCUCUUAAAGCUUUUAAAAUCUGUUGAUCUUUUUACUUGCACUUUCCUCAAAAUAUUUAAUAAGAAAUUAAGUAUUUGGUUAAAUUCAAUAUUCCCUUAUGAAUGUUAAAACUCAUUCCCAGUGCUGUUAGUGUUUAUAGUGUUAGGCAUAUUGACCGAAAAUACAAUCUAGAGUGCAGAGUAUGCUGUGAACUCAGGUAGUUUUUAAGUUUUUAAAAAUUUUUCCUCCCAAAUCUUAACAGGAAAUACAUUUUAUAUAUUUUAAGGAGUUUUAUUUGUUUGGCGCCAGACUGUAAAGUAGAUAGAGGAUAGUAAAACAAAAUUCUUUUGGAGUAUUAUUAGUAAGAAAUAACCACUGUAAUUCUGUAGGCCAGAGUUUACUUUUCUCAGAAUGUAGCAAAAUGAGUGGCUAAAAAUUUGGUGCUAAGUGACUAGUGUAUAUAACAUAGCAAACCUAGUUUAUGUAACAUGGAACAUUACUGAACACAUUAUGACCCUUUAAGCCAAGGCUGAAACUGUUACAAUAAAAGGAAUACCAUUUGUUUACUUAGACACACUUAAGAUUGUUUUCAUGUUCUAGCAAAGGGACACACACACUUCUGUCAGUUGACUUCUGUGUCGGGGCCGUACUUCCAGCGCCCUGGCAUGCUCUCAGGUGUUCUUUCCUUCACUGCGGUGCACUGUGACUUGUCCGUACGGAAGGUGCAGAGUGCUUUACCGUGGAGCUGGGUGACUGUCGGUUGCCACCCAAGGUGUCCUCACCAGUGCCUUUGCCUUCCUAAUCCCCACAACCCCGAAUGACCUGUUUUCUUCUGUUGCCACAGGUCUGUUUCACUCAUUUUUGAACUUCAUAAAGUACUUCUUUGUUGGUAUGCGAAGCACAGUAUCUGUGAACAUGCCAAGGCUUAUACAUCCAUUCUACAUUAAGGGACGUUUGAAUUAUUUCCAGCUGGAGCUGGCUAUUAUUACAAAAAUGCUGCUGCCAAGAACACUCCGGUCAUUUCUGCUGGGCCUAUACUCAGGGCUGGAUUGCUGGGUCACAGGGUGUGGCUGUUGGGUAGCCUUAGUGCGUACUGCCGGUGUAUGCUCCUACAACAGUGCGUGAGAGCUGCAGUUGUCUACUUGUUAGCGUCAUCGUCAGUCCUUGUCAUUGUAGCCUGAGAGGUCGCAAGUUUUGAUGUUUUAAGUAUGAAGUUGAAAAAUAAUACUAAUAAAUAUAUGACCUAAAACACAUAUUAUGUUGAAUAAAUGCUGUUAAACUUUUUUUCUAAUUCAGUUUAACAAAUUGUGUGCAGUUAAACAUUGCCGUUUUUAUCCUCACCUGAGGACAUGCUUACUGAUUUUAGAGAGGGGGAGGCGGGGGACACCGAUGCAAGAGAGGAGCAUCAGUUGCGUCUCCUGCAAGCCAGGCAUGUGCCGACUGGGAAUCGAACCUGCAACCUUUCAGUUCAUCGAUGACGCUCCAACCAAGUGAGCCACCCCAUCCGGGGCGCAGUUAAACAUUUUUGAGCCAAACUGUACAAGGUUCUGGGGUUACAAUGUAAAUAAGACAGUCUGUGUCCUCAAGUAGCUUUGCAGCCUACCUGGGGAGGGAACCAAAAGCAGAUUAACCCUAACAGUGUCAGCACAGGUUUCUGCCAGGUGCUGUGGGGAGUUAAGGACAAUCAGCACAGCCCAGGGCUUCAGAUGUUUCUCGGAGAAGAUGCCAUCUGAGCUGCUCUAGGGCCAGCUGAGGGUGGAAAGGGCCUUACAAAAAGAAGGAACACCAGAAAGAUGUGGAAACAGGCCGGCCUGUUGUACUGGGAGCACGAAGCUGUUCCAAAGGAAGAGUACACAAUGUGAGCUGAAAUGGCAGGAGGAGAAAGACUGGACAGGACAGAUGCACCUAGGCGGAAUGUUGAGGGCUGAGACCCCGUCUCAGGUCCAGUUCGUGUCCUCCCUGGUCACACACACCUGUUGGUUCAGGCGGGGGUGGGGCACUGGGGAUCAGGCAGGUCAACAUUUGAGAAGUGCUUUGAUGGAUUUCCCGGGGGCCACAUAAGAGGAAGAAAGGCCGUGGCAGGGAUGGAGGGACUGGGCUGGAGAAAUAUUUAGGUGUAAAGGGUUGGUUAGCGUUUUUUUUGUUUUAAGAUUCUAUUUUUUAGAGAAAUGGGAAGGAAGAAAGAUAGGGAGAGAAACAUUAAUGUGAGAGAAUCAUUGAUUGGUUGCCUUUUGCAUGUGCCCUGACGGGACUGAACCAGUGACCUUUCACUUUGCAGGACAAUGCCCAACCAGUUGAACCACAGAGGUCAGGGCAAGAAUUGGUCAGUUUUAAGGGAUGAUGGAAAUAUGUUAGCUGAAGAAAAAAAACAAGUUAAAUUUGGAAUUAAAUAAGCCUUCAUUUUAAUCUGCUAAAAUCUUUUGAAAAAACUUGCACACUAGUAAUUGUUACUUCCAAAUCUGGUUCAUUUGCUAUAUUAUAUUAAAGAAAUAGUGUCUGUUCUAUUGAUUUAGGUUUUUCCCUUUUACAGCAAAGUUCUACCCUAACACAGAGGUAAUGACUCUGGGCCAGUCUUUAAAGGCUAUGGCCCUUCAUUUUGGGUAGAUGGACAGCAGACUUUAGUUUGAAUUUUUAAAGUCAAGGUUAUAUGUUAUCUAGCAAAACUAACUAUAAAUUCAGAGUGUUUUGUCUGGACAAAAAAAUGUUCCAUUGUUCCAAGGCUCUGACACUUUUUCCCAAAGCUGACAGGAUUUUUAAGUAGAUCAGAAUGUCAAGGUGAAUCAGCUGCUGUAUCUCAUUGGGCUGCUGGAAGAACAAAGCUACUGUAGCUUUUUGUAGUUUGUUGAUCACUAUGGAGAGGCAGUGGUCUCCUGUUAUCCUGCCUCCAUUCUUGUCCUUGAGGCUACUGUUGCUGUUGUAGCAACUUGCUGUGGUUGUUGACAAGCGGCAAAUACACCACACGAAGGGAAACCAACAUACAAUUAUUAACAGAUUAAAUUGC
Messenger RNA from Phyllostomus hastatus (greater spear-nosed bat), 5057 nucleotides. It is a transcript of the gene SPRTN, whose product is annotated as SprT-like N-terminal domain. Gene Ontology annotation, biological process: DNA repair. Bases 364 to 1806 code for a protein of 480 amino acids. Gene Ontology annotation, cellular component: nucleus. NCBI's taxonomy places the organism in Eukaryota, Metazoa, Chordata, Mammalia, Chiroptera, Phyllostomidae. The transcript has 5 exons. Gene Ontology annotation, molecular function: polyubiquitin modification-dependent protein binding; metalloendopeptidase activity; single-stranded DNA binding. The record is from RefSeq and is a predicted model, not a curated record.